CCCGGCGUUGGGGGACCUGGCUGGGGUUUGCGCCGCCGGGGCAGGGUAUUGCCCCGCGUCACUGCGGGCUGCCCCCCCCUCCCCCCUCCGCCCGGGUCCCGGCUGCCAUGGCCGAGGUGAAGGUGAAGCCGGAGGUCCCGGACCCGCUGGAGAUAGAGAACAGGAUCAUCGAGCUCUGCCACCAGUUCCCUCACGGCAUCACCGACCAAGUGAUCCAGAAUGACAUGCCCCACAUGGAACCCCAGCAGCGGGCCAUGGCUAUCAACAGGCUGCUUUCCGUGGGACAGCUAGACCUUCUCAGGAGCAACACUGGCCUUCUCUACAGGAUCAAAGAGUCUCAAAAUGCUGGUAAAAUGAAGGGAUCUGACAAUCAAGAGAAGCUGGUCUAUCAAAUUAUAGAGGAUGCAGCCAACAAAGGUAUUUGGAGCAGGGAUAUUAGAUACAAAAGUAAUCUACCUUUAACAGAGAUCAACAAGAUACUGAAAAACUUGGAGAGCAAGAAACUUAUUAAAGCUGUUAAGUCUGUGGCAGCCUCAAAGAAGAAGGUGUACAUGUUAUAUAACCUGCAGCCUGACCGGUCCGUGACUGGUGGGGCCUGGUACAGCGACCAAGACUUUGAAUCUGAAUUUGUGGAGGUGUUGAACCAACAGUGUUGUAAAUUCUUACAGACUAAGGCAGAAGCAGCUCGCGACAGCAAACAGAACCCUAUGAUACAGAGAAACAGUUCGUUUGCAUCAUCCCAUGAGGUGUGGAAAUACAUUUGCGAGCUGGGCAUCAGUAAGGUCGAAUUGUCAAUGGAGGAUAUCGAAACUAUUUUAAACACACUAAUAUACGAUGGAAAGGUGGAGAUGACCAUCAUUGCUGCAAAAGAAGGGACAGUUGGCAGUGUGGAUGGACACAUGAAAUUGUACAGAUCUGUCAAUCCUAUCAUCCAACCCACUGGGUUAAUCCGAACACCCUGUGGACUCUGCCCAGUCUUUGAUGACUGCCAUGAAGGUGGUGAGAUUUCUCCAUCAAACUGCAUUUAUAUGGCAGAGUGGCUAGAAUUUUGAUGGCAAGAUAAGAACCAUGGAUUGUACCACUCUUUGCAGCCUACCUUGAUGAACCAAUUGGCUUUUUAAUCGUGGACUCGGGAUUUUUUGUGAGCGACUUCAGGACAUGACGUUAAUUUUUUUUAAUUACAUGCAGAGAAGCAACACAUUGGUUUGUUAGCAAUCCUGAUAAUGGACCAAAAGUGAUGCACUACUUGAGGUCAGGUCAUUGAUGGCAACCUAUCCUCAUUCUCGCACCAAAAAGGCAUAGUGACUUGACAAACAUGACAACAGGAGUGGGAUGUAAUAGAAAAUCUUGGAGAGUUAUGUAUAGCUCUGUACUGAAGGUUAUAUUUUGAACAUGAGAAAAGAAGUCGCUAGCUCUGAUCUUUACAAAGAACUCUGAUGUUCAAAGUGGUAAUACCGAGCAGAGAGCGCAGUCCUAAAGGCAGCACCUUACUCCAGUGGUAACAAAAGUCUGGUUGGAGACAACUGUUGCAUAACAAAGGCUCGAGGACAUUGGAAAGCAUCACUCAUUGAUUCUUCCUUCUCCUCCUCUAGUGUUAUAAAUAAAACGCUAUUUUAAUAUCAACAGGUA
Messenger RNA from Caretta caretta (loggerhead turtle), 1629 nucleotides. It is a transcript of the gene POLR3F, whose product is annotated as RNA polymerase III subunit F. The record is from RefSeq and is a predicted model, not a curated record. Gene Ontology annotation, biological process: transcription by RNA polymerase III. Lineage: Eukaryota; Metazoa; Chordata; Testudines; Cheloniidae. Gene Ontology annotation, cellular component: RNA polymerase III complex.